UAGAUCGAUGCGUCCAAGGGCCGGCGUGAAUACCUCAUUAUCGCAAUGACAAAUCAUUGCGAAUUAUGGCGUGACAACGUUCUUUUGGCUGAGUGGAUUUUCUGUGUGUCUCUAUUCUCAUGUUAAUAUAUCAUUUAAUUGCAUUUCUGCUGAAACAAUUUACGUAGAAAAUCUUUACCAUGCAUUUUUUGUCCUUCGCGAAUAUAUUUCAACAUAUGCAAAUGUAAUCCAACCGCCCACGCAAAACACUGUAAUUUAAUCCAGCAAUUAAUUUGCAAAUUGAAAUAUUAUAUUGUGUCGCAAGAGAGCAUCCGUUUUGGUUUGACUGUAAUAUUUCGAUUAAAAUAUUAAAUUGUACGAUGUCUUUUGUGCUAAUUGCUGCAAUAUUCAUCAUUGUAUUUCUCAUCAGUAUUUACAAGACCGUUGAGGUAGAUAUAACAUUGAAAUAUUACGAAUUAUUUGGCAAGAAAGUCGAUGAAUUGCGAGAUAAAGUUGUAUGGAUCACUGGCGCUUCAAGUGGUAUUGGUGAAAAUCUGGCGUAUGAGCUGGCAAGUGUUGGCUGCAAGUUAAUUCUUUCUGCGAGAAGAAAACAAGAGUUAGAACGAGUCAAGACAAAAUGCUCUGGUGAGGAACUACGACAAACUUCAAAUCCCUUCAAAUGGGAUUUUAGUUUGCCGUUUGCGGUCUGCAGCCGUAAACGACAGACAGACGGUAUUUAUUAGUAAACAGACACUCUCGACUGACCAGAUAAUUUUAUAUUUAAUUGCAAGCUUUCGGAUGCCAGUUUGUAGUCUUCGACUGCGAAUAACCUGCCGGCAGACGGCCUAAGGCGAAUACCCGUCGAAGGCUACAGUCUUGUAGAAAGCUUGUAAUCAAAUAUACUAGAAAUGCAUGCAUACAGACACCUCAGACACCCCUCGCUUUCCUAGGAAAACAACUAUAAUUUUCAAAUCAAGCAGUAUUUGAAGUGGUUGUCAUGGUUACACGUCAUUCUUUAUGUGAAGAAUGUUUCCAUGCAUGAAAAAUUUUAACUUUGCAUAAAAAAAUGUUUGAAUUCCCCACUGCAUUUCAAAUGUUAAACAAUUAUUGAAAUUUUAGAAUGUAUAUUUUUGUUUAAUUUUAGAAAUAGCUGGUAAGAAACUAAAUGAUGAGGACAAGGACUUUCUUGUGUUGCCACUGGAUGUUACCAAGUUUGAUACACAUGACCAGGCAGUUCAAACAGUUCUGGAACAUUUUGGCCAGGUACGAAAAUUUACUUAUGGCACUAACGCAUAUAGAAGAACGGAAGGAAAAAAUUAGGAGAUAGGCAGAAAUUUGACCACCUUUUCUCAUUUUCCCAGACAAAAUUUUCCGGCGUAAACUUGCCACGAAAGGAGGUGAAGGGGGGAGGGGUGGAGGACAAGAGAUUGGAAAAGUUUUCGAUUGGGUUUAAAUUUAAGGAAACCUUAUAUUUCUUUUAAAAUGAUUUUUCCAAUCUGUUUGACCAUUUGCGUUUAUAAUUCGGCAAACUUUUUUUUUUGGGGGGGGGGGCGUGUGCACCCCCUGAUCCCCUAACCGACGUUGUGCGCUUAUGAAAACGUCUAAUUUUAAAUUAGUGAUACAAACUCUCGAUUUAGGUGGGGUCUCAGUGGAGAUGGAAAUUUCCAGAACAAUUUUUUAUGCAUAAAUAAACCAAACAAAACCCUUCAACAAUCCGUGUUCCAUCGAGUGAGAUGCCCAGAAUCCUGUACCAGUACACCUAUCUUUAGAAUCACCUAUAUAUAUAUAUAUAUAUAUAUAUAUAUAUAUAUAUAUAUAUAUAUAUAUAUAUAUAUAUAUAUAUAUAUAUAUAUAUAUAUAUAUAUAUAAUCUAGUUUCUUUGCGUCAGCUGCGUUGUAAUUCAAUCCUUUGGCUAGUACUUGUUUCUGUUGAUCAGUGAGUUGCUUAUGGGAGAUAUUUUUAACCCAUGCGUCUGCGUUGUUAUGGUUACGUUGGUAUGAUCUGGAUUUGUUGAGUUUUCGUUGUAAUUUUGCACGUCUCUUUGAUUGAUAUUCCUGUACUAUACUUCUAAUGGUAUUUUCUAAUGAAUUUCCGUCUUCUGUGUUAGUUAUGGCAAAAAUGGCGCUGCGGUGAUCCUUAAUUCUUCGUUGAUAUGUACGCAAACGAUUGUGUUUGUAUUGUGUUUUUUUUCUUUCUGUUAUUAGUACAUUUAACAUGCGUCGUCCAUUGGCCUGAGCAGUGCGUAUAGCUAAAUUGCUUUUAACCGGUGGUUGGUAGUUAAUGCUGUUAGGUAGGACGUUUAGACGUUUGCAGUUGUGAAGAAAGUGGAGUUGUUCAAAGGUCGACGAUUUCUUUAGUGCGAAUAAUUCCCAUUUUCUUGCGUGUCUGAGAGUAGCUAUCCCAUAUAUAUGUUUAAUAGAGUUGAAGAUUUGUAAUCCAGGCAUUUUAUUAAUUGAAUAAUUCUACAAAUUAUUUUGUUCUCUGGAUUAUAAUUUAAAUGUUUUGAGCUUUCGACUCGGUACUUCGAGCCUUCAUCAGAAAGUUGCAUGAAUGUUUGAAUUUUCGCGCUGUUCUCGUUCUUGAAGCCUUUGGGAACGUCUGAUUGGUUGAUCACGCAUUUCGGCUGAUGGAAACAAGGGGGAAUUUCGUUCUCGACCAAUCAGCGCUUUUGUUUACAUUUUUGCCCUAAGCCAAUCAGAAUGCGUAAAACGCUUCAUCACAUGAAAUUUGUAAACAAACAUAUGGGGUUACUUCAGAGCUUUUCUGCAAGCGUUUUUUUUUGUUUUUGCCAUGAAAUUCAUAUAUGUUGUUCUUAAAAGGAUUCUCCUCAACUUCCUCGUGGCGAUUUUUGAUUAAUUGCGUGAUUGCGAAGAUAUGGGUCUUCAAACUUUGUCUUGCGCAAGCUUAAAUACCACCCCUCGAAUUUGUAGGUUCCGAACGGAUUAGCGUUUUUAAAAGCCUUUCAAAUCGAGGUUUGAGAGGUUUUAUUUUUUAAAAGAUACUUUUAUCUUCAUAUUUUCACAAUUAACUUAUUAACAUCCUGUGUAACAAGUAAACAGGACACUUCCGGGCCGGGACAAGUUGACAUGUCGAUUUCUUGCUAAACAGCGUGGCGAUCAAUAUGGCGAAUACCUAACUACAGGGAAUUUUUAAAAUUUGUCGGUAUAAAUGGGAUAAAGAAACUCAUCAAAUAUUUGAACUAUGGACCUUCAAACUUAUGCCAAGUAUUUAUUUGAUUGAUUAGCUCAAUAACUGUUUUUUGGCUCGUUUUUCGUCGAUUUCGACAUUUAGUCGAGCUUAGUCGACUUCAGAAUAAUGUGUCAACAUUGCGUGUUGCAGCCUGUGGACAUGAAUAUUUUCGUUUGUUUGACCAUAACACUUGUCUUCAUUGUUUUUAAUCCUUGAAUGACAAUAUAUUCAUUGGUCUCCUAAACUUAAGGAAGAUAUAUGUAUCUUUUAAAAAAUAAAACCUCUCAAACCUCGAUUUGAAAGGCUUUAUAAACGCUAAUCCGUUCGGAACCUACAAAUUCGAGGGGUGGUAUUUAAGCUUGCGCAAGGCAAAGUUUGAAGACCCAUAUCUUCGCAAUCACACAAUUAAUCAAAAAUCGCCACGAGGAAGUUGAGGAGAAUUCUUUUAAGAACAACAUAUAUGAAUUUCAUGGCAAAAACCAAAAAAACCGCUUGCAGAAAAGCUCUGAAGUAACCCAAUAUGUUUGUUUGCAAAUUUCAUGUGAUGAAGCGUUUUACGCAUUCUGAUUGGCUUAGGGCAAAAAUGUAAACAAAAGCGCUGAUUUGUCGAGAACGAAAUUCCCCCUUGUUGCUGAUGGAUUGUUAUUGGUUGCCAUGGAGUGCGGGUGAUUGCAAUAAUCAUGUGUUGAUAUUGAGAAGGAAGUUGCGGGUGGGUUAAAGGUUAAUGAAGGCGAAACAGGACUUUUGUGUGAGUGUUUUAGUUGUAAGUAUAUUACAGGAAUGUCAAUACGGCGGUUAAAUGUUAGUUUAUCUAUACUAUGCCACAGGGCCUUUUUUAACAUACAAGCUGGGUACAAUGCCCCCGAGUCCCCUUGUGCCCCCCACGAAAUCACAUUUUGCCCGCCCCCCAGGAAAAGUCCCUUUUCCCUAAAAUUAUACAAACAAACCAGCGAAGAUUAACAAAUAGAUAAAUGGAAAGUAAGUUUUAGGCUUUAUCCUUUGUCCUUGUUUAAGGUGGGGUCUACCUAAACCACUCGAAAAAAUCGAUUUUUAUUUUUUGAGCUAAAUAGUUAGUGUGGCAUGUAAUUGAUGUUGUGAAAGUAUUUAUUUGGUUGAAUUAAAAAAAUAGUUCUCUCAGGAGCUGUUUUAAACAACCUCACUAUAAUUUUUAGCUUGGUUGCCAUGGUAACGAAAGGCAGCAUCCUUCAUAUUUUUCAUGUUUUUUGCUAAUAUACUGUUGUCCCUCCCCUCCCUAAUAUAAAAUUAUAAUGCAGGCUCAUCUCUAGAUGAUUUUGCAGCGGAUCUACAUGAAGAAUAUGCGCGUGUAUACGUUUUUUCGAGAACUACUGAUUCAAACAGAGCAAAUUGAAAAAUGCGUUUCAAUAUUUCGUAAAUAUUGAUUACUUUUGUGUAUAUAUUUCUUAACAUUUGGUUAAAAAUAACGGACAAUGGUACACAGAAAACAUUAAAUGAAACAUUAUUCACUGGGGUAAAGAAAUGCGCGAUAAAGGCGACGAUAAAACGUGAACACAUUCAUGCAUUCAAUACCAAUGUCAACAGUCAUCUUCGAAUCGUAUUUGGAUUCUUGGCAUCUUAUAAACAGAUAUUCAAACGUUUGUUCUGAUGCACUUAGUAGCUGUGUAUGGUGAACUGUGGAUGUAAGUAUUUUUCUAUCAUUGAAUGAUUGAUUCUACUAUAUUACUAUAAGUCGAAAUUGUUAAAAGGACUACAAGUCUGUAUUAAGCUCAAUUAAGUUCUAGUUUAAUACUAAAAGGCGGCCUUCACGCCAUGCUUUUUAAGAACAACAACUUACGCAUGCGCGCCCGCUAGGACUCCCGACUGCGGGCUCAAAACCAAAUAUCAACAUCUCCCUAUUUUUACAAAAAGGCAUAUAUAUAUAUAUAUAUAUAUAACCACUAAAAGUGAAUGUACUGUGAUAGUUCCUUUGAUGCUAGACUGCAGAUUACUGUAAGUUUCUGUAUCGUGUCCGAAUAAAUUCCGAAUACCUACAGUAUAUAUCUAAUGUCUAUCUCAAUCAUUAAUAUAGUAAUAAAACUUUAACAUACUGUAUAGUCUUUCGUCCAGUGGGGCUUUUGUCUUGCUCGUUGUGGUCUUGCUUGUACCUCUGCUUCUCCCUUGUUGUCUUUACUGUUAUCUUUGUUGACUUCACUUGUCGUGGGGCGUAUAUGAACUCGGUUUCUUCUAUAUACACCAUUCUUUCCUUCAAUGAUAUACGAUCGUUCACUAUGUUUGGCACGUACUUUUCCUCUUCUCCAGUCAUACUUCUUUCCUUCUGUGUGUUGGUAGUACACCGGCUGCCCAGGUGACAGUUGUUUCAGGUCUCGAGCACCUUUGUCAUAACUUUGCUUAACCAGAAGGCGGUGUCUGGCUCUCUUCUGUGUUGCAUUUCUCGCCCGUUCUGAUUUUGUGUUCGAUAUGGCUAGUAGGAAUGAUUGUGUUGCUCGACCAAACAUCAUUUUAGCUGGACUUUGUCCAGUACCCUGGCGUGGCGUGUUUCUCAGUUCAAGUAAAGCCUCAUAUUGAUCAGUGUUGUCCCGCAGUGACUUAUUCAUCAUUAGCUUCAUAGUUUUAACCGCAGCUUCCGCUUUUCCAUUCGAUUGGUGAUGGAGGGGUGACGAUGUUACAUGCUUAAUUCCCCAGUGUUUGGUGAAGGUCUUGAACUCGGAGGAAAUAAAUUGUGAACCACAAUCAGUUACCAUUUCACUUGGUAUGCCAUAUCUUGCAAAAUGUCCUUUGAGUUUGGUGAUUAUCUGUUUACUUGUGGCAGUGCUUAGGUGGUCAACUUCUAUGAAACCCGAGAAAUAGUCAACCGUGGCUAGAUAAUCUCUUCCUUUGAUCUCGAAAAGGUCAAUUCCAACCUUAUUCCAAGGUACUUGUCCUUCCUCAUACUGUUUUAAUGGCUCUUUCUGGUUUUGUGGUUUGUAUUGCUGGCAAGCCUCACAGUUAUCUGCUAGCUGUCGUACUUCUUUUGCCAUUCCGGGCCAAAAUAUGGUGUCUCGAGCUCUUCUCAUCAUACUAUCGUACCCCAAAUGUGCAGAGUGCAAUCGUUUCUUUGUGGUGUCACCGAGCGAUGCUGGGAUAACUAUUCUUUCUCCCUUUAGGAUAAUUCCAUUUUGAUGGCUCAAUGUGUCUCGCACAUCAAAAUAUGGCCUCAGAUCAUUUUGUACGUCCUUCUUGCUUUCUGGCCAACCAUCUUUUAUAGUGCUCAACAGGGACUGCAUACAUUGGUCCUGUGCGGUAGCUGCUUGUACCUCCCGGAUUCGCUCAUCUGGCACUCCUUUCAAAGCGUUUACUUUCAUGACUCUCACCUGUGCGUCAGGAACAUCAAGAAAAGCUCGGCUGAGGGUGUCGGCAAUAACAAGUUGACUUCCUUGAAUGUAGUGAAAUUCAAUGUCAUAGCGAUGAACUCGUAGCAUUAGUGCUUGUAGUCGUUUUGGGGUCUGGCUCAGAGGUUUCUUCAGGAUUGAGGUCAGAGGCUUGUGGUCAUUCUGUACUAUGACUUUUCUUCCAUACGUAUAUUGGUCAAAUCGUUCAAGACCGAACACCACAGCUAGGGUUUCUUUUUCAAUUUGUGCCCAAUUCCGUUCAGCAGGAGUCAGUGCUCUUGAGGCGUAUUCAAUUGGUUUGCCAUCUUGCAUCAGUGCUGCUCCGAGUCCGUCUUUACUGCUGUCUACUUGCAAUAGUAGCUCCUUGUUCGAAUCAAAGUAUGCGAGCAAAGGAGUGUUUGUGAUCUUUUCCUUGACCUUCUGGAAUGCUUCUUGACACUCUGUUGACCAGUUCCACUCCACAUCCUUCUUGGUCAGCUCUCGAAUGGGUUGCAAAUCACCAGCAAGGUUGGGCAGAAACUUAGCCAGAUACUGAAUCAUUCCACAUAGCCGCUUCACUCCAUGUACAUCUGUGGGGGCCGGCAUGUCAAGGAUAGCCUCUACCUUUGACUUGUCUGCUUUUACUCCUUCAUUGGUGAUAAGAUGGCCCAUGAACUUGAUUUCUGUCUGCUUCAGGACAGUUUUCUCAUCAUUCAGCUUGACUCUCUUUUUUGCGCAUCUUUCUUGCAGUGCCAGGAGGUUCUGCUCAUGAUCAGCAUCAGCUUCUUCUCUUGUGUUGCCACUCCCAUACACAACCAGAUCAUCUGCAAUGCAUAUCACACCAUUGAGACCAACAAGUGCCUCAUUGAGCUUUCUUUGAAAUAUCUCACUGCUGACCUUGAGCCCAAAUGGGAGCCGGGCCCAUCUGUAUCGUCCAAAUGGUGUAAUCAUGGUGGUGAGUAAGCUAGAUUCAUUGUCCAGUUGGACAUGCCAGUAGGCUUGUUUCACGUCGAGUUUGCUAAAUACUCGUGGUUGGCUGAGACUAGGUAGAACAUCAUCUAGUGUUGGUAGCUUGUAGUGCUCUCUUUGCAGGGCUGCAUUUAAUGGUUGUGGGUCAAUACAGAUUCUCAAAGAUCCGUUUGGUUUCUUUACAACUGCCAUUUGGCUUACCCAAGCAGUUGGUUCUUCCACAGGCACCAGUACGCCAGCUUCAACUAAGUGGUUAAGUUCCUCCUUAACAUUCUCUUGCAAUGCUAGUGGCAGUUUCCUACAUGGAAAUGCUCUUGGUGGGACAUUUGGAUCAACAUGUAGUUGUGUUUCUCCCAACGAUCCUAACUGAUUAGCGUCAGUGCUUAUAUGGGCUAUGAAGUUGCCAUCAUUGAUUGUAAGUAGUCCCAUUUGUUGUAUAGUUGACAGUCCCAGAAGACAGCUAUAAUCGUUUGGGACAACAAUAAAAUCGACCACGGUUUCUUCUUCAUUCUUUGGGUUUGUGAUCUUCAAGGUAGUUUCUCCCAAUGGGUUGACCUUGGACUUGUUCCACAUGAUUAAUUUCUGUGUGGUGGGUUCCACCUGUGUUGGUCGUACAAACUUUUGGCACAGUGUGUUCACAUCGGCUCCAGUGUCAAGCUGAAAUCUGACAUCACAGUCAUUUACUUGCAUCAGAGCAUUGGCACGGGUUUUGUUGGGAACUUCCACAGUUGCAAGCCAGUUGGUAUCGGAGUCAUCAGAUUCAUCAGAGUUGCUCUUUGUCUCUAGUGUGUGUACCUUCUUGCACUUGACUUCAAAAUGGUUUCUGCCUUUACAAUGGUUACAGAGUUUUCCCCAGGCGGGACACUUUGUCUUAAUGGCUUCAUGAGACUUUCCACAAAAAUUGCACUCCUUCAGGAUGUGAGGGUUAUUCCUGGUUGUUCAGGAUGUUGUUUUGAUGGAUACUUUGAGCUUUUCUUGCCAGCUAUCUGCUCAAUCUUCUGUAGUUGACUGCUUUCACUCAUUUCCUUUUUAUUUCUCGAGGUGAUCUCAUAGGCUCUGCAUAUUUCUACAGCUUUCUUUAAGUCUAAACUAGUCUCUCGUAAUAACAGUUCUUGUUGCUUACCGGUUACAGUGAAGACUAUCUUGUCUCGUAUCAUUCUUUCUUUUUCCUUGAAAUUGCAUGAAUCAGCGUAAGAGUACAACUUUGUUAGGAAUGUGUCAAAAGGUUCUUGGAAGGGUACUUGCCAAGAGCGAAAGGAUUGCAGAACUUCAUUUUGUCGUAGAUUGCAAUAUUCCUCUAGUUUUUCGAGCACUUUAACAGGAUCAUUUUUGUCAUUUUCUCCUUCAAAUUCAAAAUGAUCAUAAACCUCAAGGACUUGCGGGCCUGCACAGUGUAAUAUAAUAGCCGUUUGUCGCUGCUUCGGCUUGUUAUUAUUCCCACUAGCUUCCAUAUAAACUUGUAACUGACGUUUCCAUUUCUUAAAGCUAUCUGCCAGAUUACGGUCUGUCAGAUCGAGCGAUGAAGGUAGAUGAAAUUGUGCCAUUUCCAUUUAAAUAAAUAUAGAUACUCACAAAAUACUAAGGAUCUUUAAGAAUAUAUCGCUGCCACCAUGUUAAAAGGACUACAAGUCUGUAUUAAGCUCAAUUAAGUUCUAGUUUAAUACUAAAAGGCGGCCUUCACGCCAUGCUUUUUAAGAACAACAACUUACGCAUGCGCGCCCGCUAGGACUCCCGACUGCGGGCUCAAAACCAAAUAUCAACAGAAAUGUUGCAGUAUUAAAGGGGCAAAUCAUUCUUAAUACAAUGUAAUUAGUAAUUAUUGCAAAAUUGCAAAUUUACAACAUUAUAUCAAGAGAUCAAUUUCCUCUACCCAAUUUUAGUACAGAUAUCAAUACAUUAUUUCUUGCUUCAUUGUUAUAAUUUUAUUAUUUUAAUGCUUCUUGGUAUUAAUAUUAAUGAGGUUGUUUUUGUGCUGCAUUUUAGGGACUGUAAUCACAUGUCAAGGCCUACCAAGUUUUUGAGCUUAUUUUGGGCUGAAUAUGUUUACCGAAUGUACCACUUGGAGCAAUAGGACAAGAAUACAGUUACAGAUAAUUUUAUUUUACCAUUGAAUCAUGUAAUUUGGUAUUGACAAUUGAUUGUAUACAAAAAACUGUGGUAUUAAAAUGUUGGUCUGCAUGCCCCUUUGGUAAGCACAAUGAGUGCCAUCACUGCCGUGUGCAUCUUUAAACAUCCUUGUUAGCAGCAAGUGGGUUCAGCAAAGAAAAUGAUGGAAAAUUUAGCUAUACAAAUUGAGAACUGGAUUGGGAUGUCCUGUUAACACUCAGGAACAUCUUUUAAACCAACCAUCAAACUGCGGGGAAACCAAAUGGUGAUGCAAGACAUAACAGCAUUUGGACGGAAUGGUAGAAAAAUCAAAAUUUAAAAGGAUUCUUAUUAUAAACAAGUAAAUCUUGAAAAAGAAAUGACUUCACAUGACAAUUGAUGAUGAGGGAUGCCCAGCACAAUUUUAAUUGUCUAAAAUAUCGAGUAUAGUGUAUAUCUUAACAGUUGGUAGUUUAUAUUUGAUAACUUACACUUUAUAGACGUUUUCCCAAAAUGUGGUAUUUUUCAUCUUUGAAAAAAGAUAAUUCUUUACCAAUUUGACCAAACUGGCUGAAAUUUUCAGUGUUAAUAGAGCUCAUCAUGAUAAGUGUUUUCAACGAUAGAAUUUGGCAUAUGUUGUAAUGCUGCCAUUUUAUCGAGGAAAUAUGCCAGAAUUUUCGGAAGAAAAUCGAACCAAAAUUUUGCAGCAAUGAUGUGCAAAAACUACAUGCAGCAUAAAAAAUUCCAUCGCUGAAAACAAUCUACUUGCUUUGUAGUCAACAAAUAGCUAUUAGUGGUAAAAUUUCAUUAAAAUGGUAAGGCUGUAUUUUUUCCCAACUAACAGUGAUUUGUAUGAGACAUACACUGUGUUUAAUUACUAGAUGGCAGGAUAAAUAUUAAAGGUAUGAGAAAGACCUAAGUAUUUUUAGAAUCUAUGUUAUAUAGGCUUUCUAAUGAUAUAUAGUUUUGUAUAGCUAUCUAAAAAACUUGGCGAGUAAUAGGCUUGCAAAUGUGGUCAACCGGAAUAUCGCAAGUUUAGGUAGACCCCCACCUUAACAAAAUCGAUUUAAAUUGUCACGUUUUUCUACCACUAAGUAAUGAUAAAUUAUUGUUAAUAUUUUUUUUAUUUUUUGGAUGCUCAAAAUGCAGGAAAUAGCAUUUCCGGGUUUCAAGUUUCAAAAUUUUCUGGGGAUUAUCCCUCUAAUAAGUAAUGAUAAAUUACAGUUAAUAUUCUUUUUUACUUUUUGUGCAUUUUUUCCUUCUUUUAUUUCAAAUACAAGUAUAGUUAGCAUAAAUUUUAGAGCAAAUUUGGAUGCUCAGAAUGCAGUAAAUGGCAUUUCAGUGCUUCCAAUUUCAAACAUUUUCUGGUCGGAGAGUACACCCCUGCACACGUGACCAUUGCUGUCCUCCUCUAAUAAGUAAUGAUAAAUGAUGGUUAUUUUUUUUACUUUUUGUGCAUUUUUCCUUUAUUUAUUUCAAAUACAAGUAUAGUUAGCAUAAAUUUUGGAGAAAAUUUGGAUGCUCAGAAUGCAGGAAAUGACAUUUCCGGGAUUCAAAUUUCAAAAAUUUUAACCAUGCGUGGCAUAUUGGUCAACCACGUGGCCUUCAGCCAUUGCUAUCCCCAUCUAAUAUAUUAUCUCACAGAAAGGUCCCUUUUCAAAAAAUGCCCCCCCCCCCCACGGGAAAAUCCUUAAAAAAGGCCCUGCUAUGCCACGCUUCUUUAAACUCAUGGGCAUGUUUCGUAGAAGCUUGUCCUAGGCAUCUCGUUUGAGACCAGUCAAAUUUGUGUCCGUGAUCGUCUGCGUGCUUGGCUGGGAGUGAAUUAUGGUCAUGUCUGUUAAUGGCGUUUUGAUGUUCGGUUAAUCUUGUCUGAAUUUUCUUAGACGUUUGUCCAAUGUACUUGUCGGGGCAGUUUUUGCAAGUAAACAUGUAAAUAGCGUUAUGUUUUUCGGUUACGUUUGUUUUGUCUUUAUGAUUAGUAAACAGGCAAGUAUAUCGCAAGAAAACGCACACAGACCAAAUUAUUAUUAUUAUUAUUAUUAUUAUUAUUAUUAUUAUUAUUAUUAUUAUUAUUAUUAUUAUUAUUAUUAUAAUUGCACUCUCCAGGAGUGCAAUUAAUGAUUUUCGUGAUGGCUGGGGGGAGCGGGAAAUCAAAACAACAAAAUCCAAUAUGGCGGCGAAAUUUAGAUAAGUAUUUCUAACAAAUGUGGACGAAUUUAACUGAAUUUUGGCACAAGAAUGAGUUUAAGAAACAUUGUAUGGCAAAAAGAGCCUGUGGAAAAUACCAGAAAACAGUCUUAAGAAAUAAUCUUGGCGGGAUGCAGCGAAACGUGACUAUGUAAGUUUGAAAUACAAUUUAUAAAGAUUUUCUUAGUCUAAAAUAUGUUGUUUGAGUUUGAAUCUUGUGUUCUAGUUUAAGUUAUGUGCCUUUAUGAGUUUAUAAUCAUUUCCCAAGUUUGUUUAUACCAAAUUGCUUACAAAAGAAUUAAAAACUCUUGACAAAAUGCAGUUGAAAUAUAAAGAAAGCGAUUUUGUCAUGCAUAUAAUAAAUAAAUAAUCACAUGACGGGCAAGUCGUGCAAUUAAUGAUUAACACUACUCGUGAUAUUUGAAAAAUUUGCCAAAUUACACUCGCCUCGGCGGCUCGUGCAAUCUUGGCACAUUUUUCAAAUAUCACUCGUAGUGUUAAUCAUUAAUUGCACUCCUUCCCAUGUGAUUACCUAUACUUAUUAUUAUUAUUAUUAUUAUUAUUAUUAUUGGAAGUAUUCCCCGCAGGACUUUUCAAUACUUAUUUACAAGUGAAUACUUAUUUACAAGUUAUAUAAACGCCACGUCGGAAAUGACAGCUAGACUUCUCAGACCGUUCAACAUCGACAUUGCACACAAACCAACAUGCAAACUUAGAUCCAAGUUCACUAAUCAUAAAGACAAAACAAACGUAACCGAAAAACAUAACGCCAUGCAUUUACAUGUUUACUUCCAAAAACUGCCCCAACAAGUACACUGGACAAACGUCUAAGAAAAUUCGGACAAGAUUAACCGAACAUCAAAACGCCAUGCAUUGACCAUAAUUCACUCCCAGCCAAGCGCGCAGACGAUAACGGACACAAAUUUGGUCUCAAACGAGAUGCCUAGGACAAGCUACUACGAAACAUGCGCGUGAGUUUAAAGAAUCGUGGCAUAGUAUUGGUAAUCGCUUUAUUAGCACGACCAUAUUUUACAGGUAUUGCUGAAGCUUAACUAUAACGUAACAAUGUAACAUAUAAAAAUAUUUAAGAAGUAGACUAUAAGAAGAUACUAUUUACAGGACGGAAAGUUUAACUAAUGACUACCAGCAUUCCCGGCUUCAAGUUGUUUAAGUCUUUCCUCAAAACACGAAAAAAUAAAUUUCGAUAAUUUCAGGAUGGUGUCACUAGCAGUUGACUUCAUUAUGUCAACUGAUAAAGUUGGUUCGUUUACGUUUGUCUCAGUAGUAGUGAGGUCGUUUUUUAGACUGUUUAUAAAGUUUACUCGAAUGUCACCGUAAGCCUUGCAAGUGAGGAGGAGGUGAGAUUCAUUUUCGACUUCUCCAGAGUGACAAAGGUUACACAGUCGUUCUUCUCGGGCUAUAUUAUGGUAUCUACCAGAUUCAAUCUGACGGCUAUGCUUACUUAAUCUGAAUCGUGUUAAGGUUUUCCUUUUGUUUGAGUCUUUUAUUAUAGAUAAGUACUUUUCUAGUUCGUAAUCUAUCUUGAUGGUUGAAUAAAAGGUUAGUUUCGAGGAAUUUUCAAGUUUGUGUUUCCAAAAUGUGAGGUAAUUUUCUUUAAAAGACGUUUGGUAAUAGGUUGAAUAAGUUCAGUUGUGAUUGAUUCCAAGUCAGUGAUUUCUGUGUUGAGGUUAAAUGCUUUCAAAAUAUCCAUUGCUUUUCCAUAAUAAGAAGUGUUCUGUUUAGUAAACAAAUCUUUUGAGAUUAGGAAAGCUUGUUUGGCAAUUGCUGUUUCCGAUAAAGAGUUCAAAUGAGUGAUGUACUUGAAAAGUUUAUAUAUAUAUAUAUGGUUUCCAGCUACAAUCAGUUUCAAAAGUCUUGGGACAGAUGCCACAAAACCUUUGAAUUUCAACAAACGUGAAUCCCCCCCGCCCCCUGUUCAAUGUUGUGUCCCAUUUCUCGUCAGGUUUGAUGUGUUUUGGUUGGAGCGACAUUGAUUGGGGUGGGGGGAGGGGGAAGGGAGCGGUAUUGUGUGUAAAAAACUGUAGUGAUCCACUUACAAUCUAAAACUGCAUGUGUCCCAACAACUUCUGAAAGUGAUUGUACGUCUAAUAAAUGUAUAAAUUCACACUCGAAUUUCCAUGUACGAAGCCUAUCUACAAUUAGUUCUAUCGAGUGCCCAAACUCCUGAUAUUUUGGAGCGAGCCAUUUUCUCCAACAGGAGUUUCAUUAUUUCUGAAUUUCUCUUCAGAUAGAUAUUCUGGUAAAUAACAGUGGUAGAUCACAGCGUGGCAUAAUUAUCAACACCGAAUUCAAAGUCGAUCAAGAAUUGUUUGAACUGAAUGUCCUGGGUACAAUAUCUCUAACCAAAGUUGUCCUCCCGCAUAUGAUUGAGCGAAAUGCUGGACAUAUUGUAGUUGUCUCUAGUUUAACUGGGAAAUUAGGUAGGCUCCAUUCUCGUACCCAGAGCCCUUCUUACGCGCGGUGCGACAAGGGGCUGUGGCCAAAUCCAUAACCGGAUACCAUAAAAACAUGGUAAGAAAACAAUAUCCGGUGUUAGAACUAGCCAACCAGAUGCCAGUUCUGAUAUGGAUUUGGCCAGAGCCCCUCGUCGCACCGCGCGUAAGAAGGGCUCUGGGUACGAGAAUGGGUUGGUUCACAUUUGUUCAUGCAUUCAGAUUUUUAAGGUUCUUUUGUUUGUUUUAAUAAUAUCCCUUAAAUCUUUCACUCAAAUCCUUAGCAUGGGUUAGUUGAUCCCUAAAAACAGAAAUAAAACCUACGUCUUGUGGCCCUGUCGCCUUGUUAACCCUCUAAGUAGCAAUGCGCCCAGAUGUGCUCUACUUUAUUAUUUUUCUCUGUCCAACGCCAGAUGAUCUUACUCGUCAGGGGGAGAGUGCUGCUACUCAAUGUGUUAAAUCUACGUCGGUUGUGCAGUCGUCAGCGCAAACGCCUUUCUCGUGGCUUCGAUUCUCUCGUUGCCCACUCAUGUGAAAAGUCAGUCACCGCUCCUAGUCAGUGUGCUUAUGAGAGUCAUUCACCCCAAUUAACGUUCGUCUUUCUGAAUAUGUUCAUAGGUCUCAAACACACUGGCUGUUGUAAGACCACUGGAACAUGGAGACUGCAUUAUAACGGUUGCGCCAAGAUCAUAUACAAAAUCAAGAAUUGUGCCCUCUGUAACGUCACUAUUCUGUGACCCUGGCUUAGAAUACAUGCACCCUAUUUGUGCGUUUUGAUGAGUAAAACCGUCUGGCGUUAGACAGAGUAAAAUAAUAAAGUAGGACGCACUGCCACUUAAAGGGUUAAUUAACUAGACGACUUGGGCCACAAGACUUAGGAUUAAUUUCUACUUAGAAGUAUAUUUUAAAAAUUGCGAUACCUAGAUACUUUAAUACCGUUUUUAAACCAGUAAAAAUCCAUUCGAUUUAAUCUUACUCAUUAAUGACGCUAACGAAUUCGCAAUUUAGGUGUUCCAACAUCUGGCACAUACUCUGCCACAAAACAUGCUCUUCAGGUUAGUAUCUUGAAAUUGAUCUUUAAGCUGAUUGUAGUGUAAAUUUAUACAUUUAUUACACCUAAUCAGGAGCAGUUGCAAAAAUGCAACUAUAUAGGCUCGAAUCUAAUCUGUAGCUAUACGAUUCCAGUGAAGCGCUUUAACCAACUGAACUACACAGGCCACCUCGAAAUUUCAUCUACAAAGGGGUAAAGACCUACCUAAAAUAUUAUCAUAUUUUGUGACUGGCUUUCGGAAACAAAACUGAUCAUUGUUUGUGACUCGUUCUUUAGAAAGGAUAGUAUAUAGGUAUAUGAUGACCCCUACAAAAUUAUUCUAUACAUGUGAUUAGUUAUAACGACUGGCCGAUGUCCAAAAUCCAGAAUCUUAAAGCUACACUACUGGAUAUAACUAUGAUAAUUGUUCACUAUUAUCGAAAAUGAAACGGUGUUCCUUGGCAAGUUGCUUUUGUUUGUUCAGUUAUUUCUAUAAUAUUAAUUUGUUCAUUUGUUCAUUUGUUCAUAAGUUUGUUCAGUUAUUUCUAUUUUGUUUGUUCAGUUAUUUAUUCAGUUAUUAUUACAUAAAUAUUUUAUUGGCGAAACUUUUAAAAUUAAAAUUAAAAUUGAAAUAAAAAAAAUAUCCACAAAAAUUCAAGAUGGCGGACACCUUCAAUCAUUAAUGACGAUUCCAGUCAAAAUAUUUCGAGAACUAAACAAUUAACUUUUGAAGAAACUGUAAAAAGUUUUCCCCAUAAUUUUUAAAACGUUCUUUCAAAUGAAACAAACAAAUGUUUUGUUGCCAUAUCUUUUUAUUAACGCUUUUGUAACUUUUGAUCCUUCAACUUUUUAUUUCUCCUCAGGGAUAUUUUUAUUCAUUACGAACUGAAGUUUAUGACAAUGGUAUCGACGUCUCAAUUGUUUGUCCUGGACCAGUCAAAUCAGCUAUCGUGGAGAAUUCAGUUUCUGAGAAAUUCGGCAAGGCAUGUAGAACUAUUUAG
Molecule: messenger RNA, 16219 nt
Organism: Paramuricea clavata
Lineage: Eukaryota; Metazoa; Cnidaria; Anthozoa; Malacalcyonacea; Plexauridae
Source: the annotation of a GenBank genome assembly